AUGACGGUCAACCAAGCUACCUGGAUCACGGCGUCGAAAUCUUACCCCUUUGUAUUGGGCCCAGCCCCCUAUUCCGAGCCAGGACCCGGAGAAGUCGUCAUCAAAACGCAGGCCAGUGCACUGAAUCCUGUCGAGUGGCGUGUUCAAACGCGAGACAUGUUCAAGAACAGUUACCCAUUUAUUUUAGGAGCCGAUGCUGCUGGCUGUGUUGAUCAAGUCGGUGAAAAUGUGACGCAUGUCCAGGUGGGCCAGCGUGUCAUGGGAUAUUGCAUGGGCCUAGGCAUCGACAAACCAGCUUUCGGUGCCUAUCAGAAACUCCCCACUGUCUUCGCCUCCCUCGUCGCACCUAUCCCGGACGACGUGAGCUUUGAGCAGGCCGUCCCAGUAUCUGUAAACAAGAGCAUUCCCAUCUGGGGUGGUUCAUCUUCGGUCGGAGCCAUAGCCAUCCAGCUGGCAGUAGCCUCCGGACUCGACGUUGUGAGCACUGCCUCUGCCCACAGUCACGACCUCGUCAAGUCUCUUGGCGCUCAUCUGGUUUUCGACCACAAAUCUCCUUCCAUUGUGGAGGACUUGGUUGCCGAAUUUUCUCGGCGCGAAAUUGCUGCUGUAUUUGACUCCAUCUCGGAGCCUGAGACCAUGGGACCCAUCAGCGCCGUGGUGGAGAGAACUGGCCCCCUUAAAGUUGGCGUGGUUGCACCGCCUACCAUUCCUUUAUCGAAGAACUUCUUGGUCAGCAUGUCUCUUGCAUUCGAGCUCUUCAACGGGAGAGGAAAGGGUGUGCUGGAUGCUGUCUGGGGAACAUGGGUCCCCGAAGCGAUGGAUUCAGACUACUUACAAUUCAGACCAGAGCCCGUCGUUGUCGGCCAGGGGCUGGGAAGCAUUCAGGAUGGCUCGGACCGUCUCAAGCGCGGCGUUUCAGCCCAGAAGCUGAUCGUCAGGGUCUAA
Messenger RNA from Verticillium alfalfae VaMs.102, 945 nucleotides. Its product is annotated as TOXD. The coding region runs from base 1 to 945 and encodes 314 amino acids. The transcript has 6 exons. NCBI's taxonomy places the organism in Eukaryota, Fungi, Ascomycota, Sordariomycetes, Glomerellales, Plectosphaerellaceae. The record is from RefSeq and is a predicted model, not a curated record. Gene Ontology annotation, molecular function: oxidoreductase activity, acting on NAD(P)H.